CAUUUGUAGCCCAAAAUUGCUGACAAAAUUCCCAACAAAUUUCAGUUCCAAUGGAUAACAAAGGCAACAAUCUCACGCAAUAUGAUGGCUGUGAUCUUUUGUGCACAAGUCCAACCAUUAUGAAAUUCAACGCGCCCUACAAUAGCAGCCAGAGACGUAUACUGACCCUAAUGAAUCUCUUUCCGAAGCCAGUGCUCUUCAAGGUGAAGUCAAAUGCGUCGAAACAGUACCACGUGGAAGGCUGCACCGGCCGGCUAGAUCCCUACAGCAGCUUCGAGGUCAACAUUACCUUAAAGUACUUUGACUUCGAUGCCGAGUGCCAGUAUGAUCAUCACUUCAGAAUUCAGUCGAUCGUGUGCCCGUUUAGUUUUGUCCAACAGGACAACAACUCUAUUCUGGCCUUCUUUAAGCAGAUUCACCGCUCGAGGCUUUCCAAUGCGCGCAUCGACGUUUUUCUGGAUGCCAAUCCCGUGUCGCCUCCAGCCAAGUCGCCACUGGACUCUGUGGCCAUGGGACUGCGGAAGGCCUCACAGCGUGUGAUUGCCAGCCAGGUAGCAUCUCUGGUAUCCAACCGCCAGAAGGAGACCGACAAUGAGGUCCAUCUCUGCAAUCGUACCAACAUAACCACGGAGUCCCUAAAUGGAUCGGAUUCGCUUCUGUUCUCCAUUCGUACAAAAAUCCGUGUAAGCCUGAGCGAGUUUCCAAGUAUGUUUCAGUGCUUCAUAUUCUGCGGAGCCGUAGUUGCAGUUUUAGUGUUUUUCGUGCUGAUGAAUUCUGAGGAUAUAGAUGGGGGGUAUGGAGUUAUAUACUAAAUAUUUGAAGAACCAUC
Messenger RNA from Drosophila guanche, 829 nucleotides. RefSeq names its product vesicle-associated membrane protein-associated protein A. Gene Ontology annotation, cellular component: plasma membrane; endoplasmic reticulum membrane. Lineage: Eukaryota; Metazoa; Arthropoda; Insecta; Diptera; Drosophilidae. The record is from RefSeq and is a predicted model, not a curated record. Gene Ontology annotation, biological process: endoplasmic reticulum membrane organization. The coding region runs from base 51 to 812 and encodes 253 amino acids. The transcript has 2 exons. Gene Ontology annotation, molecular function: FFAT motif binding.